This is a messenger RNA of Paramacrobiotus metropolitanus, 3290 nucleotides long. RefSeq names its product alpha-adducin-like. Bases 443 to 2815 code for a protein of 790 amino acids. The transcript has 15 exons. Lineage: Eukaryota; Metazoa; Tardigrada; Eutardigrada; Parachela; Macrobiotidae. The record is from RefSeq and is a predicted model, not a curated record. Gene Ontology annotation, cellular component: cytoskeleton; postsynaptic density; plasma membrane. Gene Ontology annotation, molecular function: actin filament binding.
UUUCUGAUUUCAGAUUGCAGACAUUUUUUCUUUUCCGAGAUCCCCUUAGAUUGUCCUCUUUUUAUUCGGAAAACACGCUUUUCUCACGUUAAUUCCACGGAAACUUGCAUUUGUCGGGUUGGGAGACCUCACUGAUCCGCAGUUGACUGUGCGCAUCUGCACAGCCCGUGUACUUGCACUGACGGUGAGUCGGUGACUGGCAGCAGUGAAAGCCGUUUGGAACUUUGGCCUGUCGAUUCCCAUCCUGUGGUUUCUGACAUUUUGCGGUGGUUCGGGUUGGAACUGGAAGGACGGGAAGAAAGAAGAUAACGCAGCCGAGUUAUGGGCGCUGGAGGGUGAUGGAAUCAUAGACUGAUCGAGCCUGCAACCAACCAAGCUACAACGUCUUCACUCCAACUCCCAGUGCGGAUGAUCUUGUGAGUUGUCGAUCAUUGUCGGAGCCAUGACGGAGCACAUGAACGGGAAGGCCAACGGGCACCCGCCCCCAGGGGAGCGCUUCAUGAGCGAGGAUUUUGACCCCGAGGAUCCCGAGUACGUGCGGCAGCUGCAGCGGCCGGCGGACGUGGCGGAGGAUUUGGAAGAGAUGAAGCGGCGCGAGCGCGUCACGGCGGUGCUCAAGUCGGCGGCCUUCCGCGACGAGCUGGAGGCCAUCAUCCAGGACGCCCUCAACACCGGCUGCAACCCCACGUCGCUGCUGGCGCUGCAGCAGAUCUCCGAGCUGGUCCUGCCGCAGAACCGGUUCAACCAGGCCGGUCUCCUCAACAGUGCGCGCGCCCCGAGAGGUGCCGCUAUCAUUCCGAUCGCCGACAUCCGGGGCGUGGACUCGCUCAACUACACCAAGGGAGAGAAGCUGCUCCGCUGCAAGCUGGCCGCCCUCUACCGGCUCAUCGACCUCCUGGGCUGGUCCGAGGGCAUCUACAAUCACGUCACGGUGCGAGUGAGCCAGGAGCACGACCACUUCCUGAUCAACCCCUUCGGCAUGCUGUACAGCGAGGUGACGGCCUCCUCGCUGGUGAAGGUGCACCUCAACGGCGACAUUGUCGACAACGGCAGCACCACGCUGGGGAUUAAUUUAGCCGGCUACCUGCUGCACUCGGCCAUCCACGGCGCGCGGCCGGAUCUCAAGUGCGUCAUCCACUUCCACACGCCCGUCUGCGCCGCGGUGUCGAGCAUGAAGUGCGGACUGCUGCCGAUCAGCCAGGAGGCGGCCAUCGUCGGCGAGGUGAGCUACCACGACUACGGCGGCAUCCUGGUGGACGAGCGCGAACGCGAUUUGAUCAUCCGCAACCUGGGCCCGUUCAACAAAGUGAUGAUCCUGCGCAACCACGGGGUGGUGGCGUGCGGCCAGAGCAUCGAGGAGGCGCUCUUCUACGCCUACAAACUGCACGUCGCGUGUGAGACCCAGGUGAAAGCCAUGGCCAGCGGCAUCGACAACCUGACGAUGAUGAGCGAGGAGGCGCGGAAGCAGGCGCACCAGAUCGCCAGCCGGGGCGGCGCCGGCGUCGACUCGGCGUCGCGCGGCGAGGGCCGGCGGCAGUGGAAGAUCGGGGAGCUGGAGUUCGAGGCCUGGAUGCGCUGGCUCGACGGAAUGGGCUACAAGACGGGGUAUGUGUACCGCAGUCCGCUGGUGCGCGCCGACCAGUCGGGGAAGCCGCGCGCCAACCAGGACGUGGAGGUGCCGCCGACGGCCAGCUCCUUCGCCUACGGCUUCGACGACGACAAAUUCGGGGCGUUGCUGAAGGAGCUGAUGAUCGAGCGGAAGAAGGCCGGCGACAAGGUGCGCUGGCUGAACACGCCCAACGCCUACCAGAAGGUGGAGAUCCUCGAGACCGGCACCAACGAGCCCAAGAAGAUCACCAAGUGGGUGUCGGACCCGACGAGUCCGUCGCCGGGCGGCACGCCGAUCCGCGUGGGCAACCUGCAGUUCUCGCCGGCCGGCACGAGCGCCAAGGAGUUCAAGCAGAAGCAGCAGCAGAUGAAGGAGCGCCGCAACCAGGGCAUCAUCUCCAGCGGACCCGAGUCCCGCGUGCUGGAGGGACUCACCUGGGAUGAAGCCGAGAAAAUGCCCGACGCGCUGGUGAGCGGGCAGGGCGACCGGCUGAUCACGGUGGGCGCCGUGUCCAAGGGCAUCAUCCGGCGCGACCAGCAGCACAACGUGGGCGCCUACAAGAGCCAGUACCAGCGCAACCCCUUCGACUCGGCCACGCCCGAGGAGGUGGACGCCUACCUGCUGGAGGUGGAGCAGAAGAAGCGCACUGGCCACCCCGACGACGGCUACGAGGUGCGCCUCAGCACGCCGCACGCCCAGGGCGGCCAACAGCAGCAGCAGCCGCGCGCACAUUCCCCGCGGGCGGACGCCCACAGCGCCUCCGGCCCCGUCAUCCCGCCGGCCGGCCACGGAACCCACGGCGGCCCCACCGGACGCCCGCGCACGCCGCCGGCGCCGCGCAGCGAAGUGACGCCCAACUCCGCCUUCACCCGCUCCAAGUCGGACCGCUUCGGCAAAGUGGACCGCGCGGGGACGUACCCCUUCCGGAAGGCGCCCCCGGGGUUGCGCACGGACUCCCCGGGCAACGGUGAGCGCGGGCACGAGAGCGCCGACGAGGACUUGACCGGCAGCGAGCCGCAGUCGCCGGCCUCGCAGCGAGGGAUGAAGAAGUCGGACACGCUGGACUCGGGUGAGCUGGAGGGCGGGAAGAAGAAGAAGAAGAAGGGCUUCCGCAUCCCCUCCUUCUCCUUGGGGCGGAAGAAGUCCCGCGACAGCACCUCCAGCAGCCCCCACGUCAACCACAACCCCACCGAGUCCGAAUUGUGAAUUCCGUGACGGACAGCGUUUGAUUCAAAGACGGAUGACUGCCGCGCCGACUGAUUGAGUGAAUUCAACGGUCGUUUGGUUCCUCUGCUUCCCUCUUGUCACUGGCGUCGAUGCGAUGCCAUUCGAUUGACUUUAUCCCAGGCAUUAAGAAAAUAGAAUAAUUCACUAAUGGGCAAUUAAUACGGACUGACAGAUAGAUGCUACAUUUUGUUUUCUUUUUCUAUGGAUUUACACUAAUUAAUGUUUGAUUUUGUGGGCGGGAUUUACACUGCGUUCAAGGGAAAUUGCUGGUUGUGCUUUUGCUGGUUGGUUGUUGUUUUGCUGUGUGCGUCAGUUCGGUUGGCUGUUUUACCGAGUAUCUUUUGAUUGUUGCGCGCUAAGUUACGGAUCGGAUAGAUGGGCAUUUGUUUCCGCUGAUUCUGUCGGCGCUAUAAUUACGUACGAAUAAACAUCGCGCUUGAAGCGCAAAUUCCUG